Molecule: messenger RNA, 701 nt
Organism: Nezara viridula (southern green stink bug)
Lineage: Eukaryota; Metazoa; Arthropoda; Insecta; Hemiptera; Pentatomidae
Source: the annotation of a GenBank genome assembly
GUCAGAUUUGAAUUAAUUACUUUUAAUUUCAUACUUAAACGCUAAUGGAGUUCUCAACGUUCACUUAAAAUAAUGAUAUAAUUGAUACUUGAAAUCACAUAUAAGGUAGGGAAAUCUUGUUUCAAGUAUCUUCUUCCAUCAUAAGAACUCCAUAGACAAAGAACACAAUGUUGGCCAAAGGAACUAUUCUAGUUUUUGCCGCUAUCAAUUUAAUGAUGGUAACAGCUUACAGAGAAGAAUUGAAGAGGACAAUUAGUGGAUGCCAAAAUGGAGCCGAAGUUACUGAUGAGGAGCUUGAGGAAUUUGAAAAACCUCUCAUUCCAAAGAAUAACGAAGAAAAGUGUCUGAUGGCAUGUGUCUUCAAAUCAUUUGGUGUGAUAGUUGAUGGAGUAUUUGAUCCAAAACUGGCUUUAGCUGUUGCCAAGGAUUUAUUAAAAAGUGAUCCUGAGAAGGUGAAGAAGAUAACAGCUGUAGUUGAGCAUUGUGGAGAUGAUAUUCCAAAGAAAAUGGAAAAUGAUUGUGAACUGGCUGGUGAGAUCAUGAAGUGCUACGUAAAAUAUGAAAAGGAGGUGGGCCUUGCGUAAAUUAAAAGAUUCAAGAGUACUUAACCACAAAUUCCUAAUUAAUAGCUUGUUAUACACCAUUAAUGUUAAAAGCUUAUAGAACUUAUUACAGUAAAAUAUAAUAUAUUUUAAAACUAA